AUGGAUGAAAUAAAAAAAGAAUUACAAGAAUUUAUUGGUCCAACAACGACAACAAAUGAAGAUUCUACUAGAAAUAAUAUUGUAAGCAAUUUAAAAAAUAUUCAAAUGCUAAAUUAUGCAACUUAUUUUCUAUACUUACAACAAAAAAAUGAAUUAAAAAUGUAUUCAGACAAUUUUGUUUUGUUAAUACGAACAAUUAUUAAAAGUUUAGAAUAUAGUGACUCAAAAGUUUCUUUUGCUGCUCUAUUUUUAUCUAAAAUUUAUUUAAAAAAAGCAAAUAAUUUAGUUAAAAAAAUUUUUGAAUAUAUUCCAAAAUUUUUAGAUUCAUUAGAUGUUUCUACUUACGGUUAUUCUAGAAAUUAUGCUACAAUGGUUCAUUUUUUAAUCUCAUUUACAAGUACCUCAAGCUGGAAAGUUAUUCAAACAAAUCAAACAAUACAAAUUGCUUUAUCUUCCAUGUUUCCACAAUUAUUAGCAAUUUUAUUUUCACAUGAAUCUUUUGAAAAUUUUUAUAGUACAUUUAAAAAAGCUUUUUCUGAAAAAAAAAUUAUCCUUGGAAAUGAAUGUGUAGAUGGAAUAUUUUUAUUAUUUUUAAAAUCAUUAAAAUCAAAUGAUUUAAAUUGUAAAAAAACUAUAUAUAUUUUUAUUGAAUUAAUGAAAAUCCCUUCCAUAAUUCAAUGUUUAUCAAAUAUUUCUUUUAAAAAGAUGGCAGAUGACAAAAUUUAUACACAAUUAUUAUUGUUUUAUUACAAUAAUUCUGAAUUUUUUACUAAUUCUCUUCACCAAUCAAAUUAUUUAUCAUAUUUUGCUAAUUUUAUUGACCUUUCAAACCAUUUUCAAAAUGAAAUGUAUGAAAAUUUAUUUGAAUGGCUUCAUCAUGUACAUUUAUGUUUAAAAUUAUUUCGAGAACUUGUUCCAAAUACAAAAAAUAUAACCAAAAAUAGGACAACAUAUUGGCAUCCAUUAUUUGGUAAUAUUAUAUUUAAUUUAGAAAGUACAAAUACUGAUGCCUUUAAACUUAUGAGAAAACAAUUGUCCUUACUUUGGAGUAAACAAUUUUUAAAACUUUUAUUUUAUAAUUUGUUGGAAAAACGUGAAUCUAAUAAUGGAAAAAAAAAUUUUAAUGGAAUAUUAAAAAAAUCUGAUAUAGAAUCUAAUAUUUCAGGAUUAUCAUUAGGAGAUGUUAGAAAUUCAAUUCAAGGAUUAUUAAAAACAUUUGUUAAAAAUUGUAAUACUACAUCAAUUCCAUCACCUGGUAUAAGUACAUUAAUAUGUGAUUUAUAUUAUAAUAUUUUGGAAACAUUUCAAAAUAUUCAAUUAGAUAUAUUAGCAGCCAUAACAAGUGAUGAUUUAAUUUUACCUGCAUUAUGGAGUCAUAUAAACAGAGAUAAUAGAUCAUUAAAUUUUUAUUUCAAAAUUUUACCACAAUAUAAAAAAUUUGAAUCACCACAUUUUUCAGUUUUAAUACUUUUUUCUAAAGCAACAAUUAGUAUUUUAAAUUUAUUAGAUGAAAAAGAAAUGUAUGAAAUACAAAAACCUUUUUCUUUAGAUGAAUUAUGUGAAAUUGGAAGAUUUACAAAUCAUUUUUGUUUUAAGGUAAUUUGGAAUAAAAUUAUUAAAAUAGAACAACCUAAAGAUCAUCCUGUUUAUGAAGCUAUGUAUAAACUUCUUAAUAUUUUAUAUAAUAGAGAUUGGAGAAGAAGUUUUACUAAUAGUUAUAAAAAAUUUUGGAUAGCUCCAGAUACAAAAGGUACAAGUAUAAUAAAUAUGUAUGAAAAUGAUGAUAAAGAAGCUAAAUUUAUUAUGACUUAUUUGCCACAUAUAAUUCCAUUAAUGGAUAGAGUAGAAUAUUUUAGAAAAAUAGUUGGAAGAGAAAAAGAUGCAUAUGCAUCACCAGCAAAGUCAAUUACAAUUGAAAGAACACAUAUAAUAGAAGAUGGUUAUAGACAAUUAAAUGGAAUGAAUCCAAAAGAUUUAAAAAAUACAAUACGAGUAAAAUUUAUAAAUGCACAGGGUCUUGAUGAAGCUGGAAUUGAUCGUGAUGGUGUUUUUAAAGAAUUUUUAGAACUUACAUUAAGACAAGUUUUUGAUCCACAAUUAAAUUUAUUUCAUACAACAGAAAAUAAUUAUAUUAUGCCAUCACCAACAUCAUAUUUUCAUGAAGAUCAUUUACAAUUAUUUCUUUUUGUUGGUAAAAUGUUAGCUAAAUCUGUAUAUGAAGGAAUUGUUACUGAUUUAAAAAUUGCUCCAGUCUUAUUAGCAAUAAUGACGGGAAAAAAAUUAUCUGCAUUUGAUGAAUUAUCAAAACUUGAUCCAAAUUUAUAUAAAUCAUUAACUUAUAUAAAAUAUUAUAAUGAUUCAGAUGAUAUAGGAGAUCUUGAUUUAACAUUUUCUGUUGAUGAACAAGAAUUAGGUGUUAUUAAGACUAUUGAUUUGAUACCUGGUGGACGUCAUAUUGCAGUAACAAAUGAAAAUAAAAUUCGUUAUAUACAUACUAUGGCUCAAUAUCGUGUUUAUGUACAAACAAAAGAACAAAAUGCAGCAUUUGUAAAAGGAUUCACUUCUGUACUUGACCAAACAUGGUUAAAUUUUUUUUCACCACAUGAGAUACAAUUUUUAAUUUCAGGUAAUAAUGAUGAUAUUAAUAUUGCUGAUUUAAAAAUGCAUGUACAUUAUUAUGGUGGUUUUCAUAGUCAACAUAAAGUUAUAAAAUGGUUAUGGGAAAUAUUAGAAAAAGAUUUAAAACCAGAGGAACGUCGUUUAUUUUUAAAAUUUGUUACAUCAUGUUCACAGGCACCAUUACAAGGUUUUAAACAUUUAUAUCCACAAUUUAGUAUAAGAUGUGUUGAGUAUGGUGAUGAUGAUGAUCCUGGUGAUACUAUAGGAAGUGUUGUAAGAGGAUUUUUUGCAAUUAAAAAAAAAAGUAAUAAUGAUAGAUUACCAACAUCUUCAACAUGCUUCAAUUUAUUAAAAUUACCAAAUUAUUCAAAAAAAUCAAUUUUAUUGGAAAAACUACGUUAUGCAAUACAUGCAGGAACUGGAUUUGAAUUAAGUUGA
This is a messenger RNA of Strongyloides ratti, 3057 nucleotides long. RefSeq names its product HECT domain-containing protein. The transcript is spliced from 2 exons. Gene Ontology annotation, molecular function: ubiquitin protein ligase activity. The record is from RefSeq and is a predicted model, not a curated record. Gene Ontology annotation, biological process: protein polyubiquitination; ubiquitin-dependent protein catabolic process. NCBI's taxonomy places the organism in Eukaryota, Metazoa, Nematoda, Chromadorea, Rhabditida, Strongyloididae. The coding region runs from base 1 to 3057 and encodes 1018 amino acids.